Messenger RNA from Cynara cardunculus var. scolymus (artichoke), 1357 nucleotides. RefSeq names its product chloroplast stem-loop binding protein of 41 kDa b, chloroplastic. Gene Ontology annotation, cellular component: cytosol. Gene Ontology annotation, biological process: rRNA processing. Bases 68 to 1219 code for a protein of 383 amino acids. The transcript has 10 exons. NCBI's taxonomy places the organism in Eukaryota, Viridiplantae, Streptophyta, Magnoliopsida, Asterales, Asteraceae. The record is from RefSeq and is a predicted model, not a curated record. Gene Ontology annotation, molecular function: RNA binding.
AUACCCUCCUCCACUCGUCUUCGUCUUCAUCAUCAUCAUCAUCAUCAUCUUCACCGGUUUCUUCUCCAUGGCUGCCGCCGGUGUUGCAACGCUGCAACAUAACUUCAAAAUGCAGCCUUCCAUCUCGCUUCUCCCUUCUUCUCAAUCCUCCUUCUGUGGCACCAAAUUCAGUCCCUCCAUCCAGUAUAAGAGGAAAGUAUGUCAACCAAAAGGAGCUUUGAACGUGACGGCAUCGAGUGCCAAGAAAAUUCUGGUAAUGGGAGGCACACGAUUCAUAGGAAUCUUUCUUUCAAGGCUACUUGUCGAAGAAGGCCAUCAGGUUACUCUGUUUACUAGAGGAAAAGCACCCAUCACACAACCGUUGCCUGGUGAACCGGAUGAGGCUUACAAUGCUUUCAAAUCCAAGGUAUUGCACUUAAAAGGCGAUAGGAAGGAUUUCGAUUUUGUGAAAACUAGUCUUGCUGCUGAAGGCUUCGAUGUUGUCUAUGACAUAAAUGGGCGUGAGGCGGUAGAGGUGGAGCCAAUAUUAGAUGCAUUGCCAAAACUAGAACAGUACAUAUACUGCUCUUCAGCCGGUGUUUACCUUAAAUCUGAUCUUUUACCACACUGUGAGACGGAUGCUGUUGAUCCUAAAAGCCGACACAAGGGGAAACUUGAGACAGAAGCCUUAUUGGAGUCAAAGGGUGUUAAUUACACUUCUAUAAGGCCGGUUUAUAUCUACGGUCCUUUGAACUACAACCCUGUUGAAGAGUGGUUUUUCCAUCGGUUGAAAGCUGGCCGACCAAUCCCGAUUCCCAACUCGGGUAUUCAAGUAACCCAACUCGGUCACGUAAAGGAUUUGGCGAAGGCUUUUAUAAAGGUUUUGGGGAACGAAAAGGCAAGCAAGCAAGUGUACAACAUAUCGGGCGAUAGAUACGUUACCUUUGACGGACUAGCAAGAGCAUGCGCUAAGGCCGGUGGAUUCCCGGAGCCUGAGAUCAUUCACUACAACCCUAAGGAGUUUGAUUUCGGGAAAAAGAAAGCAUUUCCAUUCCGAGACCAGCAUUUCUUUGCAUCGGUAGAGAAAGCGAAGGCGGAGCUUGGGAUCGUUCCGGAAUAUGGGUUGGUCGAAGGUUUGACCGACUCUUACAAUCUGGAUUUUGGCCGAGGAACGUUUAGGAAAGAAGCCGAUUUCACCACAGAUGACAUUAUUCUUGGCAAGAGCCUUGUUCUAAGCUGAUUUCACCAUUUUCUCCCCAUCCAUGAAACGAUUGAAUAUUCAUCAAUGAAUACAAUAAUUGUAUAACACAAUCCAUUUUGUUGAUUCAUUUGAGAGAUUUCUACUAAAAAAUGGGUGUUCAAUUUUGCAAGACCUUUC